GAGCAGCUGCUGCAGCCGCCGGAGUCGGCCUGAGGCGCCGUCGUGACGGAGGCGAAGCGGGCGAGACGGGCGCAGAGGGAGGCGGAUCGCGAGGCAGAGACGCGGCCGGGCUGCUGCUGUCGCCACCAUGCUGGCGUUGUUGUCUCGGCUGCUGGACUGGUUCCGGUCGCUGUUUUGGAAGGAGGAGAUGGAGCUGACGCUGGUCGGGCUGCAGUACUCGGGCAAGACCACCUUCGUCAACGUCAUCGCGUCAGGUCAGUUCAGUGAAGAUAUGAUUCCUACAGUUGGUUUCAACAUGCGGAAAGUUACCAAGGGUAACGUCACGAUAAAGAUCUGGGAUAUUGGAGGACAGCCACGAUUCCGAAGUAUGUGGGAGCGCUACUGCAGAGGAGUUAAUGCUAUUGUGUAUAUGGUAGAUGCAGCAGAUCGUGAAAAAAUCGAAGCUUCUAGAAAUGAACUGCACAAUUUACUAGACAAACCACAGCUACAAGGAAUUCCUGUUCUAGUACUUGGAAACAAAAGAGACCUUGCUAAUGCUUUGGAUGAAAAGCAACUUAUUGAAAAAAUGAACCUGGCUGCUAUUCAAGACAGAGAAAUCUGCUGCUACUCCAUUUCCUGCAAAGAGAAGGACAACAUAGAUAUCACACUUCAGUGGCUUAUUCAGCAUUCAAAGUCUAGAAGAAGCUGAAAUCUUACAGAUAAACCCUCAGUUGGCCAUAAUCUCAAUUGUCUACUCCCUCCAUGAUAAAAUGUUAUCCAGGAUAGACUUCCUCUGUCCAAGGAAUUGCCUUUUUUUCCACAGUUUAUGCCUCCAUGUGCACUGCUGAAUGACUUACAUUCUUACUUUUGUCAAAGAAUCAGCUAAGAGUUAUCAUGAGUUGUGCAAAUGUUUUUAUUAAGUUCACCUAAACUGUGGCAGUGGGUGCCCCCUUCCCAAAAGCUAUCAUUUAAUCAAAGUGUGUUUCUGCUCUGGUCUUCCUGAGCCAGGUUUUAUAUUUGAUUUUCAGCAAACUUAUUUAAACCUUGUAUUUAGUGGCUUGCUGAAGAUGCUGACACAGGGCAGCAUGAGGAUUCUAGCACCACUUAUUGUACCUAAAAAGCUUUUCAAACACUGUCUAAAGGGGGUACUAACUUUUCUCUCAGAUGCAUGUGAUGUGUUUGUAAAUGGUUUGCAAUGGAAAGUACCAGGCACUAGAUAUUAAGUCCCUAAAUUAUCUUAAGUUCUCAAGUUUCAUUCAUCCCAAUGAAUUAGUCAUGUCAAAUUGUCGACUUUUUUUUAAUCCAUGCAGGCAUUGCUAAUAACUUUAUAUAUGUUAAGAUUCUUAAGUGGGAUAAGGCAUAGAAUACUUCAAACUAAAGCUUUCAAGAGUUUGUACAUACAAGCAGGUAAAACUUAAGCACCUCAGUCUAGACUAACAAUCAGUUUGCUCCUUGAAUUGCUUUGCAAAGUCUGUACAGCUGCAUGACACUUUGUGUCACACUGACAGCACAAAAGAAUCUCUCACUGUCUGGCUUGUCCUUCUGUUAAUGGAAUACUUGUUCACAGUUGCACUUGCUGCUAGGAAAUACCUAGGCUACUGUGACAACUCUAGGUUUACCUGCUUUCUCAGUGUGUAAUCAUGUGUAAAGUUCACAGGCUAUGAAAUGUUAAAUGGUGUUUUGAAGCACAAGAGAAUCAGUGAACAGAUCCUGUUCUUGGUUAGCUUCUACAGCAUAGAGGUGUAUGAACUAUAAAAACCUGUAACACUACUUCUGUAGCUUUACCUUCUUUGCUGUGUCAAUAUUUAAAGGGACAGACUUGUUAAGGCUGAUUUCAUUCAUACAGUAAUGUUACUGUAGCCUACUGUAUGCAUACAAAUAUAUGGUUACACCUGCUUGUGUUGCCCCUCUCUGUGUUGCUCAGUUUUUGCACUUGCAUGUACUUAGAUACGACACUUUCAGAGUCCUUGUUUGACACAUUUGGUACAUUUAGGGGCACGUACACAUAAAUGCACACAAACAUAUGUGCCUGAUCCAGUAAAAAAAAUCAAACCAAAACAGUUUAUUAAAAAUAAGCAUCUCAAAACUGGAUCAGGCUCUGCUAACAUCCUCUACUACCCUGCAUCCGUGGCACCUCUCUUCCAGCCUUUUACAGGCACUCCUAGUUAACAUCAAAGGGUUCUUUUGCUAAAAGGCCACAGACCAUGCCUUUACAGGAACAUAUGUUUGUAAAAGACUGGCAGUUUUGGCAACUUGUAUGGGUGAAGUAAAAUAGGAUCAUGCAGUGGCUGCAACUCUAGCCUAGUUGAGUGUUUUAAGGUAUGACAGGUGCAAGGUCUGAACUUGUACAGAGUUCCUGCAGCUAUGCCAUAGGUACUGAUUGGACCAAGGUAACCAACACAAAUCUGCCCUCGGACAACAAGCACUGCCAUGGCCUUACCGUUCCCAUAGCAAUUACUGCACUGUUGCACAGAUACAAGUAUUGCCUCCAUUUACAAAUUGAGCUUGCAGUUUUAACUUCGGUAUGCUUACAAGUGUAUUAUUGAUGCUGUAGCGACAGUUAAUUUGCUACUGUAGUUGUAGUUCACUAUGGACUGCUACACUUGACUAGAGCAACUCUACCUGUGCCUAAAAACAAGGAAGCUGAACUAGAAUGUGUUGCCCUUUCCUGUAGGAACCAAAUUACUGUUUAGAUAACUGGCCUAUUGCUGAACUCAGUGUGUUUGAUUUUUUUGCGUGUGUGUAUACUUCACCGCUUUCAGCAUUUUGACAUCCAAAAACCACUACCAACUUUUUAACCUGUGCAUUAGUCUCGGCAUGUGAACAACUUAUACAUUUAUCAAACUUUGUAAAUACGUGAUUUUUUUUUAUUUAGGUGGAUUGCAUUUUGUUGGUUUACUGCUGUUUAGCUUUAUCCAAUAAACUUGAGUUUUCAGGGUCAUAUUGA
This is a messenger RNA of Varanus komodoensis (Komodo dragon), 2926 nucleotides long. RefSeq names its product ADP ribosylation factor like GTPase 8B (gene ARL8B). The coding region runs from base 128 to 688 and encodes 186 amino acids. Gene Ontology annotation, biological process: protein transport; anterograde axonal transport. The record is from RefSeq and is a predicted model, not a curated record. Lineage: Eukaryota; Metazoa; Chordata; Lepidosauria; Squamata; Varanidae. Gene Ontology annotation, molecular function: GTP binding; GTPase activity. Gene Ontology annotation, cellular component: lysosomal membrane. The transcript is spliced from 7 exons.